AGAGGAUAAUGAAGCAGUGAUAUUUUUUUGGAAAAGAGAAUAAUUGUUUCUAAAAUAAUUUGAACACAAAAACGUUAAGCAUGGCUGGCCCGAUGGAAAGAAUUACGGUUCUCGACGAUAUUGAAAAAGAAAUUAUUACAUGUUUACAGUGUGCAGCACAAGCUCUUCUCGAACUAGGCAAAGAGAAAUCUAGUCAAAAGCAGGCAGAGUCCAACACAUCUCAAUUUCUUAGGACCCUAAGCCAGGUUGAGAGCAAGUUAAGUGAUCAGAUCAACUAUCUGACGCAAGUGUCCACCGGUCAGCCGCACGAGGGCUCGGGUUACGCGUCACAGAAAGUACUGCAGAUGGCGUGGCACCGGCUGGAGCAUGUGCGCUCCUGGGUCAACGAACUGGACCGUCUGAAGGCUUCACAUUUAGCGGCCAGCAGUAGGAGUGUAACUAGCAACGUCCCCAAUGGAAAUAUGACUAACUCUGGAACAAGCACAUGAUUACAGUGUUACAACAUUUUUCAGUAAAUCAUCCAUCUGUACCUAAAAUCCUGGAGAAUUAUACAUACAGUGGAUUGAUACAUUGUCAGUGAAAGGACUAUGUAACAUAAAAUAUAUUAUUAAACAUUGACUUGUGUAAACACUAAUCAUAUUGAUAGUAGUAUAGCAAUAAAGGUUGGAAAGCAUGUGCUAUUAACAUGUUCAGUUGAGCCACAGAAUAAAUAAUAGUACUACCGUACAGAAGGGAAACUUCCUGCAAAACUGAAGUUUGACAGCGGUUCAGGGACGAAUCAUGCUGUCCCUUUCUAAUAUAUGGCACUACCCAUAUAAACCAAUCCAAGAUAGUGAAAAUGCAGCCAGUAUAGUGAAAUAAUAAUGUACCCCGUUUUCAAGAUUUGUUUAGGUCUAGGUUUCGUAUUGUACCAUAUGUAUCUUACUGUACUUCAGUAAUAAAUUAGAGCUAAUAAUGGUGUGUAGUUAAAAAUAUUUAGCCUCCUAAGGCCCAAGGUCCUACCAUAGUACAUCUUCAUUUCGAUGAAAUUGCGCUUGUUAAGGUAACAGAAGACAUUAGGCGGGGCAUGGAGAAUCAAAUGGUCACGGUCCUUAUUCUUAUUGACUUCUCUAACGCAUUUAAUACCGUUGACCAUGACAUUCUCCUUGCCUUGCUCAAACAUAUCAGUGUCUCUGAAACAGCCCUUAACUGGAUUGCUGCCUACUUGCGGGGGCGCCAGCAGGCAGUUCGAGUCAACCGGACUUUGUCUGACUGGUGUGAUCUGGCAACUGGCGUGCCUCAAGGAGGUAUCUUAUCUCCACUUCUUUUUUCCACUUUUAUCAAUUUUAUUACACCUGACCUUCGCUCUUCCUACCAUCUGUAUGCUGACGACUUGCAACUCUACGAUCAGUGCUCCGUGACUGACCUCCCAACUUGCAUUGGUAAACUUAACCUGGACCUUUUGCAUAUCCAGCAGUGGUCUGAGAGGUUUGGCCUCUUUGUAAAUCCGUCAAAGUGUCAGGCUAUUGUUAUAGGUAGUUCCAGACAGCUUGCAAAACUAGACUUGGACGCACUUGCACCUGUAAGCUUUAACGGCUCCCCAAUAAGAUUUAGUCAGAGCGUUAAAGACUUGGGUGUUCUUUUUGACAAUACCCUGAGUUGGAGGGCACAGGUUACUGAAAUCAGCCGUAAGGUCAUGGGCUCACUUCAUUCUCUCAACAAACUGAAACACUUUUUACCGAUCAAAACUAAAGUUGCAUUAAUGAACACCCUUAUACUGCCCAUUAUUGAUUAUGGUGAUGUUUGUUAUCCGGACUUAAACGAAGAGCUUCUCGACAAAUUGGAUCGCCUGAUGAAUAACUGCAUUCGCUUCAUUUUUUGCCUCCGCAAAUAUGAUCACAUUUCUUCCUUUCGCUCUCAGCUUGGCUGGCUUCCAAUUCGACAACGUCGCAAUAUUCGCUUGCUUUCCACUCUCUUUUCUGUGCUUAACGAUCCACACUCUCCUGAGUACCUCAAAUCCUUAUUUCAAUACUACGGCAUUUCUCGCGACCGCCAACUUCGCU
Messenger RNA from Cydia strobilella, 2042 nucleotides. RefSeq names its product mediator of RNA polymerase II transcription subunit 11 (gene MED11). The transcript is spliced from 2 exons. Gene Ontology annotation, biological process: regulation of transcription by RNA polymerase II. The coding region runs from base 81 to 488 and encodes 135 amino acids. Gene Ontology annotation, cellular component: mediator complex. Gene Ontology annotation, molecular function: transcription coregulator activity. Lineage: Eukaryota; Metazoa; Arthropoda; Insecta; Lepidoptera; Tortricidae. The record is from RefSeq and is a predicted model, not a curated record.